This is a messenger RNA of Ostrea edulis (European flat oyster), 1394 nucleotides long. Its product is annotated as polymerase delta-interacting protein 2-like. NCBI's taxonomy places the organism in Eukaryota, Metazoa, Mollusca, Bivalvia, Ostreida, Ostreidae. Gene Ontology annotation, cellular component: nucleus; mitochondrial nucleoid. Gene Ontology annotation, molecular function: DNA binding. The transcript is spliced from 12 exons. The record is from RefSeq and is a predicted model, not a curated record. The coding region runs from base 54 to 1091 and encodes 345 amino acids. Gene Ontology annotation, biological process: error-free translesion synthesis.
AUUACAUUGAACCCAGAUAUUUCCUACAUGAAUUUCACCAACUGUGACCGGAGAUGUUGUAUUUACCUUUAACUUUACUAAGAGCAAAUACGCAAUGUUUUCUUCAUAAUAUCUGUAGAAGGCAACUUUCUUUAAGUUGUGUUGCGGUUGGACCUGCCCUUGAUGAAAAAGAUGAGAAUGAGGCGUAUGACAUUGGACAGACAUUCAUCAACAAGACGUUUGGUUACAGAGGAGUUAUAUUUGGACAGAAUCCUGCCACACUUCAUAUAACAGAGCCACCAGAACAGGGUCUUGACAGUAUAAAAACAAGUGGUUUCCUUGGAGGUAGAAAGAAAGAAAGGAAGCACAAAUAUUACCACGUGUUAUGUGAUGAGAGAGACAUUCAGAGAAAUGAUGUCAGUGUACAAAGAACUUAUGCUGCAAAUGAUGCUACAAACAAAAUGAGUAAAUUUUUAGUGCAUGUCAGAGGUAUUGAUGUAGUUUCUCAUGAAGAUGUCCUACCCUAUCAAAGCACAGAAAAUCCAAUCAUAGAAAACAAACUGUUUGCUAAAUGGCAUACCAACACAGCCUCAUUCAUUGAGGAAAUAAGCACCCUGUCUUUCAUGAGAAUAACCAGUGUGUUUCAAGAAACAACAGAAAAUAUCCGAGUUACUGUGAUGCCAUUUUACCUGAAGAAGUCCGAUUAUACUCCAGGUUAUUUUAAUUUCAGCAGUAGAUAUUCUGACAAAGCAGGGGGAGACACAGGGGGAAAACAUUAUUGGCGGUAUGUGAUACGAGUUGAUAAUCUACGAGAUGAUGUCAUUCAAAUUCGGAAUCGUAAAUGGACGACCUUGAGUAUCCCUAAUUCCCAGCGAUGUUCCCCUCUGUCUCAAGGUGUUGUAGGCAUGCAACCUAGAAUUUAUCCUGGCAGAACUUUUCAGUACUGGAGCAAUGUGGAACUGGAUGCUCCCAGUGGUGCAAUGUGGGCUACUUAUGGUGUGGAGAAUGAAGAUGGUGAAAUGUUCACAGUCAAGGUGCCCCGAGUCAUGCUGGAGUCAAGGAAAGACAAAGAAGAUUUUCCCAAUGUGUCACCACCUGUGGGAAUGGUUUGAUUGAAACUGAAAGCUUCUGAAAAAUAAUUAAUUGAUUUUGGUCCAAUCGUGAAACCUCAUAGUUUAACAAGGUGUUGUGAAAUGAGCAUGGCAUUCCUGAAUUGAAACACUAAUCAGUAUCAUGAACAUGUCAAAUCUUUAAGCAUUGUGAUGCAUAUUUAUUUAUAUUUGACUUGUGUGUGCAGAGAGUGAGAGGUCUUAUUUCGAACUGAAUGCUCAUAAGUGAGUGACUUGUAUCUCAGAUAGAUAUAUAAAUACUGGAUUACUAUGAUGAUAAUAAAAUUAAAAUUUAACUGAAAUAAA